AUGGUGCUCACGCUGUCUCCCAGGGGGCGGCGCCACACGAAGGACAGGGACAGCGGCACCCUGAUCGCUACCGCCGCAACGACGAUCGUGCUGGCAACGCUGAUCACGCUGCUCUUUUUCCUUGUGCCCUCCAAAUCGCGUUCACCCGAGCAGAUGCAAGGACGCGAGGCGUUGUGCCGCACUGUGGGUUGCCGCUACUACGCUGAGAUCUUGGCAGGCGCGGUAAACGCCACGAUAAACCCGUGCGAUGACUUCGAGGGGUACGCCUGCUCCAGCUGGGCCCCUUUCGCGCAACCUUACAGCUACGGCACGGCUUCCAUGAGCAGCGCUAUUGGCGCCUGGUACGAGGGCUUCCGCAACAUCUUUCUCGACGGGUCCCGUCAGCAGCGGUUCGGCAGGAAGGUGGACGCCGCGUUCGCUUCUUGCAUGCUGACCAGUCCCGAGGACUCGACGAGAGGCAUCAGGGAGCUGAAGGCUUUCAUGGGCCAGCUGAGGAUCCCGUGGCCGGACGCACCGCUGGCAGGAGUCGAUCCGUUGGGCGUGAUCCUGGACUUGUCGCUCAACUGGCGUCUAGACAUCUGGUUCAGCGCGGCGCUUCGCCAAUGCCCGCACGGCUGUGCGACGAGCGGUGGCCGACACAUCCUGCUCGAUGCCACUAGCUUCUUCACUGUCCGCACGAACAUGCAACGGGACCUGUCUGCUCUGAAAUCUUACAUGACGUACUGGAAUAGAUUUAGCAAUGCCUUCUUUGCUCCUGGCUAUCCGGAACGCUCCGAGGAAUACAUCAACCGGAUUGCAAUGGUGGAGAGGAGCGUCUUUGAUCGGUUCGUGCUGGUCAGCAAGAAAAUUGCCGUUCAGCCGGUGCAAUUCGAGCUCGGCAGCAUACAUCACGUAACGCCGAACAUACCGGAAUCACGCUGGAUUUUCCAACUCAGCAGUAAUGUGAAAAGUUUGGGCGAGUUUCACCGUAAUGACAGAGUGACCGUCUGGGACAGAGAUCUUCUUUACGCUGUGAAUGAAAUGUUUGCCAACUACACGAGAGAAGAGCUGCUGGAGCACAUAGCUUGGACUUUUGUGCAGAAUUUUGGCCCACUCGCAGAUAGAGAACUGCUCGUGAAGCAGUACGGAGACAAGAGGAGAGCGGCCGAGUUCCGGCCCAUCUUCUGCGCCACGCAGAUCGAAAUUGCCUACCAGUGGCUGUUCACGUCAACGUACGCUAAGGAUCACUUCACUACCCAGACAAGAAACGGCGUUGACAUUCUCCUGACCAGCGUGACGCAAGCGGCUGUCGAUAAGAUUUCCAGCGUGCCCUGGGCCGAUGACGUUUCGAAGCAGGAUCUCGUCGAUCACGUCCGAAACGUCACGGUGGUGCUAUGGCCUGGAAGAAGUUUUUUAUCCGACCAAUCAAUAUACAAGUUGGAAGAAUUCCUGUUUAUGGACGAAAACAACCUUUUCGUUCAGCAGUGGAUUUGGGCCAUGAAAAAAUGGCGCAGCCUCCGCGAUGAUCCCACGAACAGUGUCACUGAUAACAGUCCGCGCAACUACGCGCUUCCGUAUUUCAAGUACACGCACGUUCUCAACAGGGUGUCGAUAUCUCUGGCCGCGUUAUCCAGGCCGUGGUACUACGCCGACGGCACCAACGCCAUGGCGUACGGCACUGUAGGCUUCUCCUUCGCACGCGAACUGGCAAGGUCUUUCGACCCGUUCACGGUGCCGGUCGACAUGCGAGGACAGGCGGCACUGUUCCGGCCAUCGACCACUUGGGCGGCGGCAUCGAGGCGCAGAGCUGCAUGCCUCAGCCCCUUCCACAGUACGCCUUUUCCCGAGAUACCGGCCUUGGAAUUCGCUUACCAAGCAUUUAAGGACUCGGUCGCCAGUAAAAAUGACAGCGAACGCAGGGUCUCGAGCUCCAUCAGCGACGAACAGCUGUUUUUCCUCUCCGCCUGUUUCACGAUGUGCAACCUCCCCGAGACGAUCAACUCUUACCGCAUGCACUGCAACAAGGCGGUAUCAAACUUCGCCCCCUUUGCGCAAGCUUUCGGCUGUCAGGAUGGGGCAAAAAUGAGUCCUCCCAUUAAGUGCUCCUAUUUGGACUGCUCUGCAUCAACCAUAUGCCCGCAUUUUUAA
Molecule: messenger RNA, 2127 nt
Organism: Dermacentor silvarum
Lineage: Eukaryota; Metazoa; Arthropoda; Arachnida; Ixodida; Ixodidae
Product: endothelin-converting enzyme 2-like
Exons: 2
Coding region: 1-2127 (708 amino acids)
Biological process (GO): protein processing
Cellular component (GO): plasma membrane
Molecular function (GO): metalloendopeptidase activity
Source: RefSeq, a predicted model, not a curated record